This is a messenger RNA of Octopus sinensis (East Asian common octopus), 1393 nucleotides long. Its product is annotated as cysteine-rich venom protein pseudecin-like. The record is from RefSeq and is a predicted model, not a curated record. The transcript has a single exon. Gene Ontology annotation, cellular component: extracellular region. Bases 383 to 1306 code for a protein of 307 amino acids. NCBI's taxonomy places the organism in Eukaryota, Metazoa, Mollusca, Cephalopoda, Octopoda, Octopodidae.
UUCCUGCGUCAUAUGACGUGACCUCUGACAUUGUUCGUUUAGCGUUGCCGUUGAAAGAAGUUUAAAUUUCAAUUUCUAAGAUGCUAUAUCAAAAGGAUUAUCUUGGAAGGUUUAAUGAACUCCAUAAGCAUCCUGCUACGCAACUUACAGGUUUGUCAACUAAGAAUUUAUCAAAAUAAUUUUGUUUAAAAAUACAUUAACGAACGAGUGUCCAACAAACUUUGAUUAAUAAUAAAAACAAUAUAGUUGGAAUAAUGGAGCUUAAAAGACGUAUUUUUUUAUCAUAGUAAUUGACUUGUGUAAUAGAUAUUGAGAAUUUUUGGAAUGAGAAAACCUUUCUCUAGGACAGAAAAACUGAGGAAGCCUGCCUCGAUUUAUUACAAUGAAAAACCAAAUGACGUCCAUGUAUUUAAAAUACUUAAUUGUAUUUACAGUGGCGAUGCGUGUAUGUAUUUCGGAAGGAAAUUGCCCCAAAAAAUUUUGGCACAAAGAAGAGCACACUGCAUGUCUUGAAAAGUCGCCUAAGUUAAUGGAAUCAAUGUUUGUGAGUGAAAAUGAUAAAAAUGCCAUAGUCAACAUGCAUAAUGCUUAUCGAAGUAGUGUUAAACCUCCGGCCUGUAAUAUGUUUAAAAUGUACUGGGAUAAUGAACUGGCCUACAUUGCACAGAAAUGGGCCGAUAAUUGUGAAUAUAAACAUGAUGAGAGUUCUAGAAGAAGUAUACCUCUAAAGUAUAGCGUAGGUCAAAAUAUUGCCGCAGGAUUCCCGAACUGGGAAAACGUCAUCUAUGCCUGGCAUUCUGAAGGGAAAAAUUAUAAAUUUGGUGACAAAAGAAUGAAAAACAGCGGGCAUUACACGCAGAUAGUGUGGUCGACAUCCCUUUUAAUUGGCUGCGGAGCGUCACGUUGUUCGUUUAUAGGCAUGCUGUAUGUUUGUAAUUACGCUCCUGCGGGAAAUACAUACGGUCAAGACCCAUACCGACGCUGUCGAACUCAGCGACCUUUGAACGAUUGUGGUAAUAGCCCUUGUUAUAAUUUCGGUACACUGAACAGACUUGACUGCUCCUGCCAUUGUUUAAAUUAUCAUCAAAUACAUGGACCCCGUUGUAUGAUAAACUGUUCCUAUUCUGACCCAAUUUUUCCGUGCCGUUUAAGAACUCAUGAUUCGUGUAAAUAUACAAAUGUACGCCCUACUUGUCCUUGGCUAUGCGAAGAAUGUAAUGGCGGAUUUUUGUCUCGAAGGACAAACCUGGUUCUUCUUUGUGCUGCGCAUAUUUUAAGGAUCAUCACGUACUCUGAUUAUCAUUAAUCGUUAUCUCGAGUCAAUUUCGAACAUUUGGACCAACAAUUCAGCUCCUACACGUUACUUUUCGCAUUUCACAUACCAUCGCAUAUU